UUUGACAUUGACAGCUGUAAAAUGUCACUAGCUGUCAUCGAAUUUGAACACCUUUUGCGAAGUGCACUUUCUGGUAAAGUUUUCAGUUACCUAUCUGAAGAAAAAUUAUAAAUUAUGGCUACAUCCAUAUUCAAAUUUUCUUCAUCUUUAAUUAACACAUCCAAGAACUACAGAUGCGUUUUACGUCUUAUAAAUAAACGUAAUAUUUCAACAACUAGCGUUACAGCGAGGAAGGAAAAAGAUACCUUUGGGGAGCUGGACGUGCCAGAUGACAAGCUAUAUGGCGCGCAGACCGUGCGUUCGGUGAUGAACUUCCCGAUCGGUGGAAUUGAGGAACGCAUGCCUUAUCCCGUGAUUGUCGCUUUCGGUAUACUAAAGAAAGCAGCCGCCAAAGUCAAUAUCGAAUAUGGACUUGAAAAGAAAAUUGCCGACGCGAUCAUGCAGGCCUGCGAUGACGUCAUCAGCGGGAAGCUCUACCGCGAGGGUCACUUCCCCCUCGUCAUCUGGCAGACUGGCUCCGGUACUCAGUCCAACAUGAACACGAACGAGGUGAUUGCGAACCGCGCCAUACAAAUACUGGGCGGGAAACUGGGCAGCAAGGACCCGGUGCAUCCCAACGACCACGUGAACAAGUCGCAGAGCUCGAACGACACGUACCCCACCGCCAUGCACAUCGCCGUGGCCAUGGAGCUCCGGGACAGGCUCAUGCCGGGCCUCGUGGCCCUCAGGGACACGCUGCAGGCCAAGAGCAAGGACUUUGAGAGGAUCGUCAAAAUUGGAAGGACCCACCUGAUGGACGCGGUGCCGCUGACGCUGGGCCAGGAGUUCAGCGGGUACGCGGCGCAGCUGUCGUACGGCGUGGAGCGCGUGUGCGCCACGCUGCCGCGCCUGCACUACCUGGCGCUGGGCGGCACGGCCGUCGGCACCGGCCUCAACACCAGGAUCGGCUUCGCGGAGAAGUGCGCCGCCGAGAUCGCCGCGCUCACCGGUAUACCGUUCGAGACGGCGCCGAACAAGUUCGAGGCGCUGGCGUGCCACGACGCCAUGGUGGAGGUCUCCGGCGCGCUCAACACCAUCGCCGUGUCGCUCAUGAAGAUCGCGAACGACAUCCGACUGCUGGCCUCCGGGCCGCGCUGUGGACUCGCCGAGCUGAUGUUGCCCGAGAACGAACCCGGAUCCUCGAUAAUGCCCGGUAAAGUGAACCCGACGCAGUGCGAGGCGCUGACGAUGGUGGCGGCGCAGGUGAUGGGCAACCACGUGGCGUGCACGGUGGGCGGCAGCAACGGACACUUCGAGCUCAACGUGUUCAAGCCCAUGAUCGUGUCCAACGUGCUGCGGUCCAUACGACUCAUCGGCGACGGCUGCCAGGCCUUCAACAAGAACUGCGCCGUGGGCAUCAAGGCUAACGAAGUGCAGAUCGCGAAGAUCAUGCGCGAGUCUCUAAUGCUGGUGACGGCGCUCAACCCACACAUCGGCUACGACAAGGUAACGCGCUGCACGGACUAUUGGGAGGAUCCUUUGCUAAUAUCUCAAUUGCAUCUCCGUGGUCAUUGUUCGUCGGACGUAAAGUACUUCAAGUACAUGGUUUUAGAUAAAUCUAUUUUUUAUAAUUUUGAUACUUUAAUGGGGUUUUGUAAAUUGUAGAAAUAAUCUGAAAUAUUGAUGAUUUUAGUUCGAUCUCAUUUUUAUAAUUUUGCUACAUUAAUGCGGUUUUAAAAAUCGUGGAAAUAAUCUGAAAUAUUGAUGAUUUCAAUGUCAAUACUACAAAGCCGGCUGAGCCCGCAGAUAGAUAACUAUCAGCCAGUAGAACAAGCAGGGUUUCGUUCUGGAUUUUCUACAACGGAUCAUAUUCAAGUUUUACAACAAGUAAUGGAGAAAUACAAGGAAUUCAACAAGCCACUUUACAUUGCUUUCAUUGACUACGUCAAAGCGUUUGAUACGAUCUCUCAUGAUGCUAUUUGGGAAGCGCUGAAUAAAUGCUACAUAAACGAAAACUAUGUAAGAGUACUGAAAGACAUUUACGAAGGUAGCGUAAGCCAAGUCAAACUGGAGACGCGAGGUCCUGAUAUACCGAUCCGUAGAGGCGUAAGACAAGGAGACCCUCUCUCACCUAAGCUGUUCAUAAUGGUACUACAACACGUUUUUGAUAAUCUUAACUGGCAGGCGGAAGGGAUUAGAAUUAACAAAGAUCGGCUUACACACCUCAGAUUCGCAGACGAUAUUGUCUUAUUUUCUGAAACAAGCAAAGGAUUAGAAAGAAUGAUAACAAGUUUAAAUGAAGAAAGCGAAAAGGUGGGCCUCAAAAUGAACGAAAAUAAAACAAAAAUAGUUACUAAUGAUUACAUUAACGCCAUAUACUUGAAAGGAAAGCCGCUUGAAUAUGUGAGCAAUUACAUAUACCUGGGAAAACAACUAUCAUUCGAUGACAAAAAUGAAGAACUAGAGGUGGAGCGGCGUAUCAACAUGAGUUGGAAAAAGUUUUGGUCCCUGAAGGAAAUCUUGAAAGGGGAAUUCCCCCUUUACCUAAAGAAAAUUGUGUUGGAUAUCUGUGUCCUACCUACUCUUACAUACGGAUGCCAAACGUGGACAUUCAGCACCAAAACAAAAAAUAAACUAAUAACAUGUCAAAAAGCAAUGGAAAGAAGCGUACUGAAAAUAAGAAAAAUACAAAAAGUAAAAAGCGAAAAAAUUAGACAAAAAACUAAAGUUAUAGAUGCCUUACAAUAUGCUUUAAAACAGAAAUGGCAGUGGGCAGGACAUAUAGCAAGACGCACAGACAAAAGAUGGACAUUACAGACAACUAUGUGGAAAGGACCAAAAGGAAAAAGAAGAAGAGGGCGCCCUAGAAAAAGAUGGAUAGACGAUAUAAAAGCGAUAGCAGGAAGCGAUUGGAUAAGGAAAGCCAUGGACAAAGGGAUUUGGAAGAAGCUGAAGGAGGCCUUUACCCGAGAAGGGGUUCCGAUCAUUGAUACAGGAGAAAGCAACGUUAGCGAAUAAAAGAAAAUUAAAGAAAUUCUACCCUAGUAUAUUUAGAUAUUAAAUCGCAUGUAAUAUAUUAUCAUUAUGGAUUGGAAAUAAACAGGCUUUAUUAUUAUUAUUAUUAUUGAUGAUUUUAGAUCAAUCUCAUUUUUAUAAUUUUACUACUGUAAUCGGGUUUUGUAAAUUGUAGAAAACAAUCUGAAAUAUUGUGAAAACUACCGUCUAUUAUUCUAAAAAAAAAACCUCCACUUUACGUCCUAAUUUUAUAAAAAUGUAUGAAGUGAAACGUAUCAUUGGAUAACCCCUAACCCCUUGAACGUCUGUGACCAGGAAACCUAAUAAAGUAUUCGAAAUGUUGAAUAUAAUAUAAUUAUAAAAAAACUCCAGGUUAAACCGUAAAAGUAAUUUUAAUUAUAAUACAUAAUAUGUUUAACUCUUAUUUAAGUUCUUCAAAGGUCCAAUGUUGACACAUACAAUAUUUAUUUACCAAUCAUUGAACAAUAUAAUGUAAUGUAACACGAAUAAAAUCGGCACACGGGCGGGGUCAACGAACUCGCGUGGCGCGGAGCAGAUACCUUCGCACUACACGUCUGGUUCUCAAAUUGUAACUUACUAAAACGUUUGUAACGUUUACCGCCAAGACUAAAGCUUCCAAUACGCGCUUACAAAUAGUCAUGACUUUAGGAUCGACUCAGAUUUUUUUUAAAUCAGUGAUGUUAAUUGGCAAGAAUUUUGCCGUUAUUUCUACUGGAAUAGUCUACAGACGCUGCAUUAUCUAUGAUGGCGAACUAUUUUAUGUGUUUUUUAUUAUGUCUGUUGUGUAUACUUAUGUGUAUUUAUAUAGUAUAAUAUAUACAUACAAUAAAACAUAUAAUAAUUAUGACUUUUAGUAAUAAUAAACAAAUGACGUACAGUCAUCUGGCCCAAUUUAGGAUUCCCUGUGUUAUGGGUACCAGAGACUGAUAAACAUACUUAAACAGUUUGAAUAUAUACAUAUAUAGAUAAUAGACACCCAUGCAAAGAACAAACGAACCUGUUUAUCACACAAUGCUUGCCCAAUGUGGGAAUCCAACCCAAGUCCUACGGCGCAAUAGUCAGGGGCGCUAUCUACUGCACCACCGAGUCGGUCAAGUAGAGUUAUUCGUCAAGUCAAUUCAAGUUAUUGGGAUAAAGAGAAAAAAUACAAAAUAGAGCGCAAUAACGUAUAUGUUUUAUGUUAAUGGCUAUUAUAUUAUUGGGAACUACCGCCCAACAACGACAACAACAAUAUCUUAAUUACUACACACACACAUUGAUGCCUUUUUUAUUGCCAAGCUGUCUUAAUUUUAUGAUAACAAAUACUCAAAACCCUAGGAUUCAGUGGUUAUAGUGUUGAUUGCGGUAACUCUCCGUGCCCCAUCCAGUUUAUGACCCGGGGGGAUCGGACGCUUAGGCGAAAGUGCAGGGUAGUCGGGUAGGGUUCUAAAUUCCAUCCCAUCAACAUCUGCGGACCGUUCAGGCCCACAUACCCGUGCGCCCCCUAGACGCGGGGACCUCGCAGGAGAUACGGCCCCAGGCCCGAAAAAAAAACACUCAGUAUCAGCUCAGCUACCUCCGUUUGCGUUUUUAUUUAUUUACGUGUAGUCUGAUAAGAAAAACAAUAAACGAUACUCUUAUUAAAAUUACGAUUUGACCUCGCGUUUGUCACGUCCGUUGUUCCCCACGACACGGCAGUCCGUCGUGACGUCGACAACUAAAGCAUUCGAUUCAUAGAUCAUUGUAAAUCGAAUAUUAAAAAAGCGACAUUAAAACGAAUAUGUAAAUUUAAUCGCAUCAUAAAACACAGCGAUAGCUCUAUCUCACGUGUCAAGUUGAUACGACCGUUAUCAGUGAGCUUAUUAAAUGUUUUUGUACAUUUAUCGUCUGUGUAUACUCGGUUAUCUGUUCGUUUGUUGAAUGUCAGUUGUGAACUGUGAAUUCUAUCGAGGUUUAGUGAAGAAAAAACCCAGAGAAAAUGCACUAUGACCUGAUCAUUGUGGGCAGCGGAUCCGUUGGUUCGUCUGCCGGCUAUUACGCCUCCAGAUCUGGGUUGAAGGUGCUGAUGCUGGACGAGCACACGCCUCCGCACAGCUCUGGGAGCCACCACGGAGCGACCAGGCUGGUGCGGUGCGCUUACGGCGAAGGCACCAGAUACAUUCCGCUCUUGAUACGAGCCAGAGAACUCUGGAAGGAGCUGAAUGAAUUGACAAAGACAAACAUUUACGAGAAGUGUGGAGUUUUGAACACGGGUCUAGGGGAUUCGAGUUUUAUUGAUAACGCUCGCAGAAGCGCUGAGAUCUACGGAUUGGAGAUUGAGAAUAUGACGGCUGAGGAUAUAAAGAAACGUUGGAACGGCAUUCAGGUUCCCGGGGAUUACGUCGGGGUCUUUGAGCCGGACGCGGGAUUCUUGAGAUCGGAGUUAGCUGUAAAUGCUUACGUCAAGCUAUCAAAGGAAGCUGGGGCUCAUCAAAUAUUCGACUGCAAAGUCUCGUCCGUGACACCGACUGAAAAUGAAGUUGUUGUCGAAACUGAAAAAGGCAUUUUCAAGGGUCGUAAGGCACUUGUCUCGGCAGGAACGUGGGUUAAGGACUUACUACCCAAUCUGCCUAUAUCGCCUGUGAGAAAAGUUUUGACGUGGUACGCUUCGGACCCGUGUUACAAAAAUAUACCAGGUUUUUUGGUAAACUUGGAGCAGGAUUUCUUUUACGGUUUCCCGGCAGAUGAAAACGGCUUUAAAAUUGCGAAGCACAGCGGAGGUCAAAAUAUCAGUUCGAGGGACGAAUUGACCCCAUUUGGGAGUCGCGAAGGAGACAGAACUGAGACGCUGAAUUUUAUAACGAACUUCUUGCCGAACACUGGCGGGAUUUUGGAGGGCAAGACUUGCAGCUACGACAUGAGUCCGGACGAAGACUUCAUCAUCGACACCCUGCCUGGUUCGGAGAACGUUAUGCUAGUGACCGGUCUGAGCGGCCACGGUUUUAAAUUUACAAGUGUGCUCGGCGAAAUCGCUGCGUUCUUUGCUGGGGACAAAAAACCGGGUUUUGAUAUCAGACCGUUUGCGUUGAAUAGAUUUAAUCAUAUGUAAAUUUUGUUUGGCGUGGUUUAAUGAAUGAUAAUAAUAAGAUUACGUUUUGUCAA
This is a messenger RNA of Bombyx mori (domestic silkworm), 6135 nucleotides long. RefSeq names its product fumarate hydratase, mitochondrial. Gene Ontology annotation, biological process: fumarate metabolic process; tricarboxylic acid cycle; malate metabolic process. Gene Ontology annotation, cellular component: tricarboxylic acid cycle heteromeric enzyme complex; mitochondrion. The record is from RefSeq and is a predicted model, not a curated record. The coding region runs from base 115 to 1644 and encodes 509 amino acids. Gene Ontology annotation, molecular function: fumarate hydratase activity. The transcript has 9 exons. Lineage: Eukaryota; Metazoa; Arthropoda; Insecta; Lepidoptera; Bombycidae.